Molecule: messenger RNA, 543 nt
Organism: Lindgomyces ingoldianus
Lineage: Eukaryota; Fungi; Ascomycota; Dothideomycetes; Pleosporales; Lindgomycetaceae
Exons: 1
Molecular function (GO): protein binding
Source: RefSeq, a predicted model, not a curated record
GGACAGUGGAAGGAGGCCGAAGAGCUGGAGGUGCAAGUGAUGGAGACGAGAAAGAGGGUGCUUGGGGGCGAGCAUCUAGACACGCUGACUAGCAUGGCAAACCUGGCCUCGACGUUUUGGAAUAAGGGGGGGUACAAGGAGGCUGAAGAGCUGGAGGUGCAAGUGAUGGAGACGAGAAAGAGGGUGCUUGGGGAUGAGCAUCCAGACAGGCUGACCAGCAUGGCAAACCUGGCGUCGACGUACAGGAAUCAGGGCCGUUGGAAGGAGGCCGAAGAGCUGUUUGUGCAAGUGAUGGAGACGAGCUCGAGAGUGCUUGGGGACGAGCAUCCAGACACGCUGGCCGGCAUGGCUAACCUGGCGUCAACGUACAGGAAUCAAGGGCGAUGGAAGGAGGCCGAAGAGCUGGAGGUGCAAGUGAUGGAGACGAGAAAGAGGGUGCUUGGGGAUGAGCAUCCAGACACACUGACCAGCAUGAACAAUCUCGCAUUUACGUUCAAGGGUCAAGGUUGCAGCCACAAUGCUAUUUUAUUAAUGGGAAAAUGA